Messenger RNA from Daldinia caldariorum, 1209 nucleotides. Its product is annotated as Asp-domain-containing protein. Gene Ontology annotation, biological process: proteolysis. Bases 1 to 1209 code for a protein of 402 amino acids. The transcript is spliced from 4 exons. NCBI's taxonomy places the organism in Eukaryota, Fungi, Ascomycota, Sordariomycetes, Xylariales, Hypoxylaceae. Gene Ontology annotation, molecular function: aspartic-type endopeptidase activity. The record is from RefSeq and is a predicted model, not a curated record.
AUGACGUUUAAGAUCCACCAGGUUGCGAACAAGAAAUUCUACGGACAGCGGAAGGGGAGGGGGUCCAUGGCCGUCGCGAGGGCGUAUUCGAAAUACGGCGCCGCGGUCCCGGAUGAUCUGCUCUCGACGAUAGAGGAGAUCUUGAAGGAACUGGGUUUGUGGGGGAACGAUGGAGCUGGGAAGAAUUCUACUGCCGAUCCUCAAGGCGAGGUUGCGGCGGUCCCGCAGAUGUUCGAUUCCGAGUAUUUAUGCCCGGUAGAGAUCGGUACUCCGCCGCAGACUUUGAACUUGGACUUCGAUACGGGUUCGUCCGAUCUGUGGGUAUUUAGUUCCGAGACACCGGCGAACCAAGUCAUGGGCCAGGAUGCCUGGGACGUUGAACAGAGCUCGACGGCUCAGCUGCUACCAGGCGAAUCGUGGGCUAUCAGCUACGGGGAUGGUAGCAGUUCUAAUGGAAAUGUUUACUUGGAUACAGUCUCAGUUGGAGGGGUUACUGUUCAGAAUCAAGCAGUAGAGUCUGCCCGUAACGUCUCGGUCUCCUUUACGCAACGACCUGACACAGACGGGCUGCUUGGGUUGGCAUUUGGCUCUAUCAACACGGUUAGACCUACCCAGCAGAAGACGUUCUUCGAGAAUGCGAUAUCAGAUCUCGCCUCUCCCCUGUUUACCGCUAACUUAAGGAAAGCGGAGCCGGGUAACUACAACUUCGGCUUCGUUGAUAAGACGGAAUACACGGGGGAAAUUACGUUCGUGCCGGUUAAUUCGUCGACGGGCUUCUGGCAGUUUACCUCGGAAGGAUACUCCGUCGGCGGCUCCGACGCCGUUUCCGCGCCGCACGAAGCCAUCGCGGAUACAGGUACUACUUUAUUACUUCUCCCACAAGAGAUCGCAGACGCAUACUACUCGAAAGUUCCAGGUGCGGUCAACGACGUGCGGGGAGCGGGAGGCUACGUCUUCCCGUGCUCGGCCUCGCUGCCGGACUACACAGCGAUGAUCGGGAGCCACGAGGCGGUGAUCCCGGGCGACUUCAUCAACUUCGCGCCCGUGGACGGCGACACGUUCGAGGACGCGACGACGUGCUUCGGGGGCAUACAGGCGUCUCCGGGGAAUAUCCGGUUUGCGAUUUACGGGGAUAUCUUCCUGAAGGCACAGUUUGUCGUUUUCCACGGCGGGAAUAAUCAGCUUGGAUUCGCUAAUAAGCCCCUUUGA